CUAUAGCAGAAAUAGAUACGAAAUAAUCAGACUUAGUGAAUGAUAAAGUUACUGAGAUGCAGAUUCAUCUGAUAUUUGCUUUGAUUUAAAAAGGUGUUUAUUCACUUUGGUGUGAACUGAUAAAAUUGUCUUUGUACAGAUCCAGACGCUGAGUAUGGGGUUAGUUUCCAUAACUCCGUGUCAACUACGCUCCAUUCUCUCGCUACCAAGCCUCCAGUCACUCAGCUUGACGGAUAUCAGAUCAGUUGACAUGGACGAUGGAGAGACACUGAAUCGUCAAAUAACCUCAGUAGAUGAGCUAUCUGUGGACGGUAAGCAUGUGACCAGUCUGUGGAAUCUUGGACUUCAUACAUCAUGUCCCCGAGUGAAAACUCUGAAACUUUUCUGGUCAAGACGGAGAAAUGUCUCAUCACAUAUCGUAACAUCAGAUAUCGUCACAACGGCCUGCUGUCCAUUCCAUAAUCUAACUCACCUUCACAUCCAGGCACUCCAGCCUUAUAAAUCAUGUACUAUACUGGAUGAUCCCGUAUCGUUCUGCAAGGCGGUUAAAACAUCAUGUCCUCGGCUCACCAAGCUGUCCCUUACCUGCAUUGACCUGUACACCAAGAAGGCAGCUGAGAUCAUCCAACUCAUGAAGACUCAUCCUCACCUGACAAGCAUAGAGUUGGAUUUGUGUCGUACGAGCGCGGAUCUGGAUCCACUGAUUUCUGAGGUAAACAGUGAAGGCAAGCUGACUGUCACCGUGAAGCAUGGUGUGUGGAAGGAUAGUGCAACGGUUAUGUAAUAUGUGGUUUGGCCGUCAAGCAACAACGUAUCAACGUUGGAAGAUGAUCCUCAUCAGACCACGUGAUGGCAGCAGACUACUACGGACUUCAAAAAAUAACUUGUCAAGUGAGGCGGUAACCAGGCUACCCGAAUAACUAACUGAAGGAUAUCUAAAGUUAAAAUGCAUGGAAUAUAGUAUCAUAAACAUUAGAAUACUUAUGCCCUGUCUUGAUACUUACAUAUACUAAAGCCAGAAACCUAUUUCAAUCACACUUGAAGCUUCAAGGUAAGCAAAAGUUUGACGGCUUGUGAACCCUUACCAUUUAACAUAAUCAUAAAAAGGGGUUUCCUAGCGACCAUAAGUUGGGUUGCAAUGUUAAAACAAUCUUUUCCAAUAUAAACUAGAGCCUACAAUAUACAGGCUACACUCAGCAAACAUGCUUUUACUUAGGCUUCUUCAUUUCUUCUUCAGUUACAAGGAACAACAAACUACAAACAAAUACAAUUUAUGUGAACUUAUUUGUAUCCAAAAAGAAAUUGUAUUGUUACUAUCAUUAGAUUCCUGGUAAGUAGAACUGACAAUGCAGAAGGUGAAAUGUGAAAUAUUAAAUGAAUCGAACAGAAGCGAUCUGAUUUGAACAAAUCUAAAAUCUCAAUAGAUUGUUUGAUAAACAAUCCAACCGUUUGUGUACUCAUAUUUGAUACACUGUCAUAAUGAUAUCACAUUUAUAUCGCAUUGUACUAUCAUAACAAGUUCAUCAGGAAUCUAAUCCGUAAGGAUCUGUUGAUAUAUCCUUCAUCUCGGUGAUACAUGUAUUCUGUAAGAAUUUCCGGUAUACCACCCUGAGGAUUUAUUUCAUGAACUACGGGUAACGUAAUUUGUUUCGACUAUUCCUGUUUAAUUAUUCAUCCAUUAUCAAGAAAGAUUGUUGAACAAUACCAUGUGUAGAAUGUAUAUACUCGAUCUAGACAAGCUUUAGACUUAUUUCUGUCCAAUCCAAUCAUUACUUGUUUUUUUAGAUUAAAAUAUUGAACAUAUUUGUUCCCUAAAUGUAAUCGUCAUAGCCAAGAAGUGAACAUACUCAUUUCUUGAUAAGAUGUACAAAAGCAUGAUAAAUUAUUUAAUAUGUAUAUGUGUGUAAAUAUAUCAUAAUCAUUAUACAUUGUAUCAUAUAUUUGUUUAGAAUUAUGCUUUUUGUUUUGUUUUGCUCUUCAGUCAAAUGGAAAAAGAACAUCCAUGCACAUUGAAUUUAAAUAUUGUGUCAUUACAUCAUUUCCCAGAAUGGAGACAUCUAACUAAUCUUACUCCUAACUUUGAUGUGAUCUAUUCUAGUUUGUGACAUGUAUCAAUUUAUACUCUAUUGUACAUUUAUUUCCAUUUAUGUCUCUACUGUAAUGAUGGUUUUCGUUAAUGCCUGUGUGGUAAUGAUUUUGUCAUUUGAUGUGCUGUACACCUGAACAACAGAAAGUGAUAAGUUGAGUCUUGCAAUGUGCGUUACGUUGUGAGAGAUGUAUUUCUUUCUGUUUGAGAUGUAUUGACAAAACAUUGCUUUUAUUACAGGCUCAUUGAUUGCCUUGAGUAAUUCUGAAAUCAUAUGAGAAAUGAUGAAUUUAUCUUUGUUAUAUUUCCAAUGUUCAAGGAUUUACAGGACUGCUGUAACGUGAUAUUUGAUAGUGGAAACAAAGAAUACUUAUGAAUAUGGAAGCAGUAUAGGACUUACAGAAUAUGAAUUUGGUUUGUUUGUAAGAACAACAAAUGUUUGUGACUAUCUCAUCAAUAAUUGUAGAGACAACAAUUUCGUAUAUUUAUCUAAGCAGUAAGAAUGUCAUUUGCUUUAAAUGAUUAUUUUAUCAUAUGAUAAGCAACUUAUUUGGUUAUGUCGUAGACAUUAUAGAUCCGUGGCUAUAUGGCCUUUUUAUGUUUGUUGAAGUUGUGAUGAUUUGUUUAUCAAGUAUAAACAAAAAAUGCUGUUAAGGUCUUUGUAAAAAUAUUUUGAGUGUUUGUGUGGAGCUAGCUGUUCUAAGAUGUAAUCGAUUGUCAGCUCCAGGAGGACAACAGUUAUGCUUGUUUUAUAUGUACGGCAUGAAAGAUGUAUAUUAUUAAUCCAAAUACAUUGUCAUUAUUCAUAUAAUUAUUCUUAUUUUGUAUAUUGUGAGAUUAAUCAGCAAGAAGAGAAUUUCAUCUACAAUGAAAAUACGAAGUUUCAUCGUUAAGAUAUUAAUAAUUUCGUGAACCAACCGUGACCCAAGACAUCGAAUGGUAACAAAUGAUAUCCAUUAACAAAAAUCACUCAAGUGAAAUUUCCCCAAAAUGCAGACAUUUCAAGACAUAACAUAUUAUUAGUGGUUUCUUUUUUCUCAUAAGCCUAGGAAAUUGUAAGUUGAAGAAAAUAUAAUCCCUUCGACUUUUACCAACACUGAUUUUGUGUGAGAGUUGUGUAUUGUGUUUAUUGUACGUGUGUACAUAAUAAUAAAUAUACGCACUUUCAGGGAAUUACAAACAGAUUAUAUGUCUUUGUACAUUUGUAUAAAAGAGAAUGAUCGAUCUAUAACCGAUUGAACUCAUGGGAUCCAAAAUGUUUUUGUUGUUGAAAGAUGGUAGAAGGGGAUAUAUCUCAAGAAAUUGAAUAAAAUAAUUAUGAAAGCCAUUUA
Strongylocentrotus purpuratus (purple sea urchin) is the source of this 3417-nucleotide messenger RNA. RefSeq lists its product as uncharacterized. Lineage: Eukaryota; Metazoa; Echinodermata; Echinoidea; Camarodonta; Strongylocentrotidae. The coding region runs from base 155 to 784 and encodes 209 amino acids. The record is from RefSeq and is a predicted model, not a curated record. The transcript is spliced from 4 exons.